GCCCCCUGCCGGGCCGAGCCCGCAGCGCAGCGCCGCCAUGAGCGCCGCGCUCGUGGGGUACAGCAGCUCCGAGGAUGAGGAGGAGGAGGAGGAGGAGGAGGAAGGACGGGGGGGGACGCGGGGCAGCCGCCGCCUGCCCGUCCCCGAGUGCGUGCUGGCCAUGUUCCGCGAGGAGGAGCGGGACGAGAAGCGGGACGACAGCUCCCGGCACGGCGGCCGCGUGCGGUGCUUCCCCCACGAGCGGGGCGGCUGGGCCACGCACGUGUACCUGCCCUACCAGGCCCAGGAGGAGUUCCUGGAGCUGCUGGAGCUGCUGGCGUCCCACGCCCGCACCUACGUCCCGUCCGUCACCGCCAUGGAGGAGUUCCACGUCAGCCUGUCGCAGAGCGUGGUGCUGCGCUACCACUGGAUCAGCCCCUUCAUGCAGAGCCUCAAGGAGCGCCUGGCCGCCUUCCACAGGUUCUUCUGUGUGGCUGACCGAGUGAAGGUGUACACCAACCAGAACAAAACCAGGACCUUUGUAGGUUUGGAAGUCUCUACUGGACAUUUCCAGCUGCUGGAACUGGUCUCAGAGGUGGACAAGGUUAUGGAGGAAUAUGACCUCCCCGUAUUCUACAAGGACCCAUCGUUCCACAUCAGCAUGGCCUGGUGCGUCGGGGACCUGAGGGGCAGCCUGGAGGGGCAGUGUCUGCAGGAGCUCCAGGACAUUGUGGACAGGUUUGAGGACUCGGCACGCAUUCUGCGUGUCCAAUGGGAGCAAAUCCGCUGCAAGUCGGGCAACAAGUUCUUCUCCUUCCCCUUGAGGUAGGACCCGAUGGGGCCGUGCGUCUCAGAGCCCGAAGACCAACAAAGAGCCGUUCUGCAGCACAGCUCCGGACGCGGGGGGCUCUCACACACCUCCCACACUCUUCUUGUGUGCUCAGCAGCUCUGCGGAGUUUGUGGUCUCAAGCCACGCCACUUCCAAGUUCGAGUUGUUGGCGUAAGAUAUGCGUGUUUGCAGCAGAUUUCUUACAGCAGCGUGCUGUCAGCAGCCAGGAUGUGCUGCAGUCAGCACUGGUGGCUCCAGUCAGAGCUGCUAAUUUUGCUGAUUUUAAAAAAGAAAGAAAAAAAAAAAAAACCCUCUGUCUAGAA
Gallus gallus (chicken) is the source of this 1132-nucleotide messenger RNA. It is a transcript of the gene USB1, whose product is annotated as U6 snRNA biogenesis 1. The record is from RefSeq and is a predicted model, not a curated record. The transcript has 7 exons. Lineage: Eukaryota; Metazoa; Chordata; Aves; Galliformes; Phasianidae. Gene Ontology annotation, molecular function: 3'-5'-RNA exonuclease activity. Gene Ontology annotation, biological process: U6 snRNA 3'-end processing. Bases 38 to 808 code for a protein of 256 amino acids. Gene Ontology annotation, cellular component: nucleus.